AUGACCAUUAACAUUUCAUCUUUAUUGCAAGGAGGUUAUCAAAAAUGUUAAUGUUCCUCAUUAUUUGUUUUCUUUUGUGUCUGUACAUUUUUAUUACUAUAAAGUUAUAUCCUGGUAAUGUUCCCGUAUAUCCAGGGAAGUGGCCUUUAUUAGGUCACUUAAAUCUAUUUUCUGGAAAUGGUGAAGAAGUAUGGAAAACAAUCAAGACGGUAAAUCGAUACACAACAGAGAACGGUAACGUGACUGUGAUUUAUUUUGGAUUGAUUCCUUUAUACGUUAUUACCGAUCCAGAUGAUUGCAACACUGUGCUUAGUACAUGCAUGCACAAGCCUGGUUUCAUGAAAAAAUUCGUGAAGCAAUUUCUUGGCAACGGCCUUCUUUUUGGACCAGUAUCUGUAUGGAAGGAGCACAGAAAAAUCGUGAAUCCAACAUUCAAUCAGCAUGUCCUCGACAGCUUUAUGGGUAUUUUUAACAAUCAGAGUCGUCGGUUAGUUCAGGAGUGGAAGGAACGGGUCGGCUGCGGUCCGUUCGAUCAGCUGUUUAGUUUAGAAAAAAAUACGUUGGAAACGAUUUGUUGGACAACAGCUGGCAUCGAUAUUACAGGUGAAAGCGAUUUCAACGAGGACUGCUUAAAAGCAUUUCGUUGCGUAAUUAUCAACCUUUGCAGCCGAGUUAAACAACCGUGGUUCCUGAGUGACUGGUUGUAUGAGAAAUCAAUUAUAAAGAAGGACGAAGACUAUCACGUGGGGAUAACCCAUGAAUUAACUGAUUUGGUUUUAAGGAAAAGAAGAGCAGAGCCCAGUGAAUACAGUAAUAAAUCAGAUACUAAAUUUAAACCAUUCUUGCAUCGCCUAUUGGACUUCGAUAAUGUGCUUUUAAAGGAAAAAGACAUCAAGGAUGAAAUGAACAAUAUUAUUCUCACUGGAUUUGAGACAAGUUCUUCAAUUCUGACCUUCACCUUAGUGUUGCUUGGUACUUAUCCUGAAAUUCAAGAGAAGUGUUACCAGGAGAUCCAAAAGAUUUUUGACCAAGACAGGGAUGUGUUAAAGGAAGACCUAUCAGGACUAACGUACCUCGAAGCCGUGUUGAAAGAGACAAUCCGAUAUUGUACUGUAGCACCACUAACUGCGCGUGUCAUAACUGAUGAUAUACAACUGAAAAAUACAGUGCUCCGAAAGGGCCACUUGUGUAUUAUAUCUUUAUAUGGAGUACUUCACCAUCCCAUGUGGGGUCCAGAUGUUGAAGAGUAUCACCCUGAGAGAUGGCUAGAUCCCACUCGACUUCCGAAAAAUCCCAACGUCUUUGGAGCUUUUGGAUACGGGAGACGAAAUUGUAUAGGUAAGGCCUACGCUUUUAUGACCAUGAAAGUUACUCUGGCACAUAUUCUACGCCAUUUUAAAAUAAGUGGUAAUUACAAGAACAUGGUAAUUAAGAAUCAUGGAAUUAAUAAGCCCAGUAAUGGUCAUGAGAUAUACAUAGAACUUAGAAAUAAAUAAUAGUUUAUG
Molecule: messenger RNA, 1505 nt
Organism: Zerene cesonia (dogface butterfly)
Lineage: Eukaryota; Metazoa; Arthropoda; Insecta; Lepidoptera; Pieridae
Product: cytochrome P450 4V2-like
Exons: 10
Coding region: 45-1496 (483 amino acids)
Molecular function (GO): heme binding; monooxygenase activity; iron ion binding
Source: RefSeq, a predicted model, not a curated record